Molecule: messenger RNA, 1162 nt
Organism: Dacryopinax primogenitus
Lineage: Eukaryota; Fungi; Basidiomycota; Dacrymycetes; Dacrymycetales; Dacrymycetaceae
Exons: 2
Coding region: 8-1093 (361 amino acids)
Source: RefSeq, a predicted model, not a curated record
GACCACCAUGGCUGACCCAAUCAAGGACCCAACAUGGUCAAUACACAGUGCACAAGACUUUGUCAAUAAAGCCGCUUCUACAGCUGUGCAUGCUGCUUCGUGCGUCGCGUCCUCUGCAGCCUCCACCGUCACCGCUAGCGACGCAGCGACAGCAACCUCCUCUCUCGUCCAUGCCACUCUCCCAGGUGCAACCCAGGUUCAUAUCUCAGAUCCAGAAGGAUUGGACCUCACGAUCUGUCGAGUGUGUGGAACACAGUACUCCACUCCCGAGGCACGCACCACCUGCCCAAUCUGCGAAGACCCGCGGCAGUACGUGCCCCCUGCUGGUCUCUCAUGGACCACUCUGCGGCAACUACGUUUCAGUGGAGAGUACACGAACCAGAUUACGCCCAUUGCGCACAACCCGUACGCACAUUCGAUCGUCACUGUCCCCCGUUUCGGUAUUGGCCAGCGGGCGAUCCUCAUCCGCACUGGAAAGGGGAACAUCCUCUGGGACUGUGUUGCCUACCUAGACGAAGCGACCAUAACAGCCGUGAAAGAGCUAGGAGGGAUAAGCGCAAUCAUUAUAUCCCAUCCGCACUUCUACACCACCGCAGGCGUCUGGGCCUCAGUAUUCGGGUGCACAGUCUACACCUCCGCGCUCGACUCCCGCUGGCUGCAGUACAAGACCCCCUCCCACUUCCUCUUCACUGACGGGCAGGAGAUCCCCCUCGUCCGCCAGGGAGUGGUCGAUAUCGCCGUCUGCGGGGGCCACUUCCCAGGCUCGCUCGUCCUGUGCCACGACCACAGGCUCUAUACCGCCGAUACGAUCCAAGUGGUCCCCUCCGGGCUUAACCCACAUCCUCCUGCUGGUCACUCAGUGCAGAGCGGCACUGUGAGCUUCGCGUUUAUGUGGAGUUACCCGAAUAUGAUCCCCCUGGAUUGGCGUUCUAUACGGACGAUAUGGAAGGCGGUCGAGCACUUGGAGUGGAAGGACGUGCAUGGAGGGUUCACGGGAUUGGACGUCUAUGGAGAGGGGAAAAAGAGGGUGUAUGAUAGUGCUAGGAUUGUGAUCAAGCGCGUGGGUGAGAGUGAUGAUGCGCUGUAUGACUGAGCGUGUGGUCGGUUACAGUAGACUUCGGAUGUAGGUUUGGGUUGAUAGAAUCAGAUUGUAGCGAUAUGC